Molecule: messenger RNA, 1215 nt
Organism: Bombina bombina (fire-bellied toad)
Lineage: Eukaryota; Metazoa; Chordata; Amphibia; Anura; Bombinatoridae
Product: endogenous retrovirus group PABLB member 1 Env polyprotein-like
Exons: 2
Coding region: 1-1215 (404 amino acids)
Source: RefSeq, a predicted model, not a curated record
AUGUCGGCAUGGGAAACUGACAAUGCUUUUGUAAAAGCUGCCACGAACUUAUACAAAGUGACUAAUCAGACUGAUUCUUGUUGGGUUUGUGGCUAUGUCCCUCAUGGGGGGAAAUGGGGUUAUCCAUUUGUGGGUUUUCCUAUUACCGCACACAAUUUGACACAAAUGAUAAAUGAUGAUACUAUGUGGAAUUUUACACCAAUAGUUAACACUGAUAAAGGUUUUGAAAAGGAUAGGGUACACUUAGUCAAUUGUGUAAACCAUGGUGUUAUUAUGUCCCAUAAUCUUAAUGGUACUAGUUUUCACCCCAGUACACUUAGUCAAAUGCCUAUUACAGUUGCCUUAAUCUACAAUGCAGCCACACCAGUUAAUGCUACACUGUUAAAUAUAUGGGAUGGAUCCUAUCUUUCUUUUGAGUAUAUUCGUAAUUUUACUGCUAAGUAUACUGAACCACACAACACAAUUCGUAAUUGGUUCUGGCGUAACAACAGAAAUAUAGGUAAACAGACAGGUGCUUCUCCAGAAGCUAAGAGGAAAAGAUUUCCCUCAUGUCCUUCAGUUAUUAAGUUACCUUAUGGUUAUUAUUGGCUUUGUGAAAGAUGGGCAGUUAAAAUUAUACCAUGUAGCCAUCUCUCACCUUGUUAUUUGGGUUACAUAUUCCCAGCAUUAAGUAUUCAUGACACACUCCCUAAUGCUAAACUGCGAACACGUAGAGCUUCUGAUUUUACAGUUAAGACUAGUACUGCCGAGAUAGCUACUGCAUCUUGGUUUCCUACCGCAGCUGUCAUGCGAUUAUAUUAUAAGCUUAAUUUGUUUGCUACACUGGUAGAUGCAGCUUUUAAUUCCACUGCAGACGCUAUAGAGUCCUUAACUAUGCGACAAGAGCAGAUCGCUCAGACUGCUCUCCAGAAUCGUAUGGCUUUAGAUUAUUUGCUAGCAGCAGAAGGAGGAGUAUGUAAGCGCAUAGGUUCUUCUUGCUGUGUUUUUAUCUGGAACAACACUGGUAGAAUACACCAUGAUCUUGACACUUUGCAUGACAUUCAAUCACACAUACGUAAGCAGCCAACAGGUCUCUUUGAUGGUAUAGAUUGGACCUUUGGUCUGAGUUCCUGGCUAGGAGCUCUUGAGUUUGAAUGUUUUCUCUGCUCUGAUUAUGUGAAGUGGUUCCAUUGUUAUAUUUGCUUUAGCUGGGUUCAUGUGAUCAUAUUGAAGUGA